AUGUCCACUGUCAUAACUGGUAUUCUUGUAGACACAGUUUACAGAACUGAUAAGCACGGUUAUCUUUCUCAUAUAAAGAUUGCUAUACUGGUUGACGCACUAGUGUUAAUGUUGGCUCGGUACAGCCAAAAAAUCGUAUGCAGGGAGGAGACUUUUCUACUAAGUAUUUUCAUUGCCGCAUUGUUGUUAUUCGUCUACUUGAUGAUAUCUUACCUCUAUCCAAGAUCAAGAAGAAUGCGAUCGUGUAAUUUUGUCAGCAUCGAGUUACCACCAGCAGUCUACAAAAACAAGGAUUUGAAUGGAGUUGGAUCAGGUCCGAAUGGCGCCCCAACACUUCCGUCACUGUUUCUCACACCAACCGAACUCGCUCUGUUCUCACAUGAACCACCGGCUCCUCAGAGAGGUCUGCUUCUUUCACCAGAGGAACGAAUGUUACUUCGAGCAGAAAGCAGGAGUGUUUGCUCUCUGAAAGGAAAAGAAUUGUCUCUAUGCAAAUGGAAAUACAGUGAGAAUGUGAUGAAUAUGGAAUCUGCAACGAGAGAAUUUAGAACAGGGGAUACAACAGUUGGGACCGUGGAAGUUGCGAAAACUGUUGCUGGCGCGACAAUGAACACAGCAGACACAGUGGACGUGGAGAGAAAAUAUAAAAGGAAAGGAGCUAAAGCGGACGCUGAAGCAGGCAUGGAAUUCGAUUAG
Molecule: messenger RNA, 696 nt
Organism: Necator americanus (New World hookworm)
Lineage: Eukaryota; Metazoa; Nematoda; Chromadorea; Rhabditida; Ancylostomatidae
Exons: 7
Coding region: 1-696 (231 amino acids)
Source: RefSeq, a predicted model, not a curated record